Molecule: messenger RNA, 9903 nt
Organism: Rotaria sp. Silwood2
Lineage: Eukaryota; Metazoa; Rotifera; Eurotatoria; Philodinida; Philodinidae
Source: the annotation of a GenBank genome assembly
AUGCCGACACCAACUCAUGCCAGUCAAGUAUAUGCUUUUCUUCGUCGGAAUUAUCGAGUUUCACGAAAUACUCGAGCUCUUUGGCAAUUUCAACAAAUAGCUGCUUCUCCAUCAAAUUUAGUGUGCAUUCCAACAUCAGAAGAAAUUACACAAUCAUCCGAUGAAAUAGUCCUUGUCUCGGCCUUAGACAAUAAUGGUACACCAAUACCACCAUCAUCAAAUAUUAUCUGCACUAGUUCAACACGUUUUUCUUAUUUUACAACACGUUAUAAAUUUGCAUUCAUUCUUGAUAUGACUGAUUCAUGUGCAUCAGUAUCUAUUGAUGGUGAUCAUAUCUAUUUAGAAUCAUUAACAAAUUGUCUAUGUACACUUUUAUAUUCUCUUGCUCAAACAUUUUCAUUACCGGGUUGUGAUUUAAAAUUUCAACCCGAAAUAGAUAUAUCUGUUUAUGUCUAUUUUCCAUUACAUCGUACACCAAGUCAUCAAGUAUUGAUACAUGGGUAUCGAUUAACUCGGUCAACAUUAGAAACUGUUUGUCUUGAUAUAAUAAAUAAUUUAAAAGAAGCUACUGAACUUCUACAUAAUGUUAUCAGUAUUAAUAAAACAUUUAAUACACAUUCAACAUCAUCUACAAUCGAUUCCGAUGAUAAUAUUAAUUCACAUCUAAAUACAAUUUAUUCAAAUAGUGAAUCAUCAUGUGCUAUUAUAAAUAUGCUUAGUUAUGGUAUAACAGCUUUACAAUUAAUGCCUGAAGAAUCAACAUCAGUAUUAGUUAUCAUAACUGAUGGUAUACUUGACGUACCAAAUUUAUCAGCAUUUGAAGUUGUUAUGAGACAAAUACGAGCACGUAUAAUAAGUUGUUCAUUUGUUCAAAUUGGUUCAAAUAAUAAUCGACAACAAUCAACAAAUAAUAAAGUUAUAAAUGCACCCAUAGCUAGUCUAGGACAUGUACCAAAUGAAGAAUUAUUAAAAUUUAUUAGUUUAUCGACAUUUGGUUCAUUUAUAUAUUUUGAUGUUAAUAAUAGUAGUCGUGGUGAAUCAACAUUAUUAACACGUUUAUUUUCUCAUGAAUGCAAAUUAUUAAAUGAAUUUCAAAAUGAACUUUUAUCAUGGGGUAAAAUUGAAAUAGGUGUUUUUUGUUUUUAUUUAUACAAAUCAACUUCUUUUCAUGAUUUAGGUUUUCAUAAAGCUCUUAGCGAACAUAAUAUAUCAUUAUCAAAACGUAUAUCGAAUGGAACAUCUAGUAUUGAUGAUGAAAAUAAUCGAAAUAAUAAAUUAAAUGCAAUUUGUUUACCAAUAUCAUGCAGAUUAGUUAAUCAAACUGUUCUUCAAACAUCAUUAGAAAACGUUCUUUCUUUACGUUUACGUGAAGGUUAUGCAGUUCGACGUGUUCAAAUUCAAAAAGAUGAAAUUGAAGUUCAUCUUGUUUUACCAUGGCGUUAUGAUAUUCAAAUUUAUUAUACAGCUCGUUCUGUUUGGCCACUUGAAAAGAGUAUAAGAACAGAUAUACGAGUUUAUAAAGAAGCACCUAUUUAUUUUCUUCAAGAAGUAAAUCAUUUAUCUUAUAGUCAAACAUCAAAAGCUCUUAAUAUUAUGCGUAAUAAUCUUAUUCGACGAUAUAAUGAUGUUAUUCAAACUGUCUCAGUAGCCGAUCGACAUCUAACAUUAAUUAAUACUUUUGCUCGAGAUUCAUCUUAUUAUCGUGUGCCUGAAACGAUUAAACGUGGAAAACCUAUUUUUUAUUUGACACAAAAUGACUUACAACAAACACUUUUAAAUGUUAAGGAUACAGAACUUCAAGCAUUUGCUGAUUUUUGGCGUCCAAUUGUUAUACUUGAUGGAUCAUUAUGGCAACGUUUUAUGUAUACACAUAAUUUAACAAUAAUCUUAGUAAAUGAUCCACUUUCAAAUUCAUUAUUUCUUAUGAAUAAUCAUUUAUCACAAUCACACAAUCAACAUCAUUCAACAUUUUCAUGUCGUAUAGCAAAAAAUGAUUUUGAAUCAUUUUUAUCCGAAUAUUUUUCGUUUGUUCUUCUUGAUGGUCAAGCUUAUAUUAAAUUUCUUAUACGUGAUAAUAAUGAUAAUAUUCCAUAUAGUUUUAUGUUAUUACGUAUUAUGGGACAACCUCCAUUACUCUAUCUUAAAUUUGCUUUUCAAGCAAAAGCAACAACUGUUGAACGACAUAAAAUAAUGGAAGAUUUUCGAUGUAAUCUUAUUCGUCUUCGACCACGUUCACGUAUGAAAUCUGGAAAUCCUAAUGAAAAUAAUCGUAAACAACAAACAUCAACACCUGUUUCAUCUAAUAAUAAUAGUCAACGAUCAUUAACAUCAUCAACACUUUCAAGUCAUCAACGAAUACCAACAACACCAUCUUGUGUUGUUCUAAAUAAAAAUAUUGAACGAUUAAUGCUCAGAUCAGAUCCAUUUCCAUAUGAAUCACUUGGUAUUUCAAAACCUGAUGAAGAUGAUAUGCAAAAUAAAAGUCGAACAGAUUUAGAUUCAAAACGACAAGCUUUAUCGAAAUUUUUUUAUAUACGUACAUUUGUACGUUCAUUUGAAAGUAUAAAACAUUCAUCAAAUAUUCCUAAACGUAUAGCAGAUAUUAUACUUGAUACAUUUAUAAGACGACGACUUCAAGAAGGUUUUCAUUUUGUCGCAACACAUAAUAAUAUACAUAAUCUUGUCCUUGAAGUUAAAAUGAAUACACCAAAAGAAGAAUAUUCAAAUGAUAUAUUUCGAUUAAACUCCACUAUUAAUUUGUAUCCUGAUGAAAGAGCACGAACAUGUCUUGUACAAUAUAGAAUUUAUCCAGUUGAAUGUAGUCGUGUAGCUGAUACAAAUAACUCACAUGAAAAUCGUUCAACAUCAGUACGACGUUCAUCAAGUAUUUAUUGUGAUCAACCAACAUGUUACUAUUUUCUAACUCAAUGUUGGGUUGAACCACAAGAUGGUUUUGUUGAUACUAAUUGUCCUGAACUUGAAUUUCUUAAUCAAUGCACUUACAAACAAAUUGUUGAUAAGAUUGGUGAAGUUGAUCGUGAAUGUUUCAAUACACUUGUUUCAUUUUAUUUCGUCAAAUAUUUACAAGAACGAAGUUUAUCUUUACCAAGACCUAUAUUACGUGCACCACGAGCGUUAACAUCUGAUAUAAUUCGAGUACCAUUUAUACAAGAUACAAUUAAUCUUAUACGUCGUUCACAUCAAACACAUUUUGAUUUUUCUGCUUUUAUUGAUGAUUAUUUUAAAAUAAAACAUGAUUAUAUUAAUAAUGAUGGUUCACUUGUAUCACCAAGUCUUAAUUCAACAUUACUUAGUGUAUUGCGUGAACGUCUUUGUUCAAAAACAUAUGAAAAUAAACCACAAUUAUUUACUGAACUUAAUAGUAAUAAUAAUACAUUUACACGUACAUUAAUAUCACGAUCAAAUCAUUCAAAAACUCAUCGUCUACCAAUUGGUUUAAAUACUUUAAAAUCAAAUCCAUAUUUACUUUAUUUACUUAAUUAUAAUGAACAACAACAAACAACUACAGUAUUAACUGAUCUUGAACGUUAUCUUAUUGAUAUGUUAUUUCCACGUUGGGAUUUUCUUGUUUGUGCUGAAAAUGAUGAAUAUGUUUAUAUGAUAUUAUUACCAAAAAGUGAACGUGAUUUACUUUUAUUAAAUACUGAUUUAAAUAUACUUAUGCAUGAUCUUAUUGCACAUUAUUCAAUGACUCAUAUUGAUAAAGGAAUGCCUAUUUAUGAUGAUUGUCGUCAUAUUAUGGAUGGUUUAAUAGAUACCAUUGAACAAAAUAGGGAAUCAUCAUUAUUAUUGUCCACAAUGGAAAAAUCACAGAAUCCAGCUAAUGAAGAACAAACAAAUAAACAUUCACAACGACGUCGUCCACGUCGAGAUACAGUUACGUCAGGUGAUUUAUUAGUACCUCAUGGUACACAUGCAACAUUCGCCAAUGGUAAAAGUACAACAUCUUCAGCACCAAUUCCUAUAAGUCAUCCUAUAUCUCAAAAUUUUCAUCAGUCAUCUUCUCAACCAACACCUAUUGGUUAUCGUCGUAUAUAUUCUCCACUAACAGUUGAUACAAAUAGCGGAACACAUAUUGAUUCAUUAUAUCGUCGUUAUUCUGCAUCAGCUGUUGUAACACCACCUCUUCAUCAUCAUUCAGCUCAUCAUCAUAAUCUUCAAGUUCCACCUGCAUUUAACAUUAUUCCAGCAUCACCACAAGAAAUUUUGGUACGUGAUGCUUUUAAGAAGAUUACUGAGCAUCAAUGGCAUAUUCCAAUAUUUUUAUAUGGUUGUAAUAAAUUACGUUUAGCAUCAUCAUUACUUUUAUCUAAUGAACAACAAUUAAGAAAUCUUUGGUGUGAUACUUAUAUUGAUUAUACAAAAGAUGAUAAUGAUUCAACAAAUGGAACAGCAACGACAGCUGCAACAGUAUUGCAAAAUUUAAAACCUCGAAAACGAGAUAAUUCUCGUCGACAUGAUGAUGAAACAACAUUUCCUCCUGAAAAAUUAACUGAAGAUAUGCGUGAUUCACUUGAUUAUACUUUUGCAACAGCAUUUUAUAAAAAUUGUUUACUUGAUUUAACAACACAUCGUUCUGAUGUUGAUUACGCAUUAAGUACAAUCUAUCAAGAACAUUAUGAAGAUAUUGAUUUAACACCAUUCCUUAGAGCAAUGUGUUCACAUUUAUCAAAUAAUGAACAAAAAUCAUUCGAACUUGAUACUCUUUGUGAACCAACAACAAAACAUAUCAAUUCUUAUUUAAAUGAAAAAUUUCUUGAAAUUAUUAAUAAAUUUUUUCAUCGUGUAUCACCCGAUUCGGAUUAUUUUUAUUUUUGUACUGAUGAAGAACGUUUUCGACAAAGUCGUAAUUCAAUUGAACUAGAAGAUCGUUCAACAAAUAAUAAUAAUACUAAUAACAAUAACAACAAUAAUAUCAAUAAUAAUGAAUUACAAUCAACAUCAGGACCAUAUAAAUUUGAUGAAACAAAUGGAUAUGAUCAAGAAAAUGAUAAUGAUGAUGAUGAUGAUGAUAAUGAUCGAGAUAGUAAUGGAACAGUUCAUAUACAUGAUAAUGAUGAUGAAGAUCCUGAAUUACAACUAACAACAAAUCGUCGUCGUUCUGAUGUAUCAUCAGGUUCAGCAUCAAAUCGUUCAAGAGAUUUAUGUGUUGGAGGUGAAGUUUUACCAUUAUUUAUUUGUUUUGAUUGUCGAUUAGUUACAAAAGAUUAUGAUUGUAAUUCACCAGUUAAAACUAUUCCAUUAUGUAUAAUUUCAAAUGAAUGUGAAUCAAAAUUAGAUGAUGAUAGUUUACGUGUUUCAUUUGGUUUAAUUUGUUUAACAUUUGGACGUGAAGAUGUUGAUUCACAAGGUGCUAGUGUUGGUGGUAUUACAACACAUACACCGACAUAUAAUAAUCCAUAUUUAGCAGGAAAAAGAUUUCAAGAAUUAAAUGCUAUUGACGCUAUUGAUAAUACAAGUACUUGUACAGGCACAACUAUGGGUGGAGAAUUAAAUAAACAUCCUUUGGAGAAACUUCGAUUAUCUGAUGCACAAAGGCGUGCAAUUUCUUCAUGUCGACGAGAGACCGAAUGGCUUUUACGUGAUGAACAACUUUCAACAUAUUUUACUCGUCGUACACUCGAUAAAAAAUUAAUUGAAAAUGUUAUUGAACAUGUUCAAAGUUCAGUUAGUAUUCAUAAAUCAAAUUGUCUUUGUCGUUCAAUCGAUCUUAUGUUUGUAUUUGGUAUUGAUAAAUCUAUUGAUCCAUUUCUUGAAGAAUUAAGAAAUAUUCGUAUUCAAGAAAAAUAUGUUCUAACAAAAUGUGGAAAUUAUUUUGUUUUACUUGAACCAAGUCAACAAUCAUUAACUGAUAUUAUUCAAAAACGUAAACCAGCUUUAUCCGUUAAUUCAAAUGAUGAUCAAUCAUCAGUUACUAUGGAAGAUAGUUCUAUUUCUGAUGGUUCAUUAAUAGAUGAUGAUGAUGAAAGAAAAUCUACCGAAGAUGAACUUGAUGAUUAUAUAAAACCAUCAUUUUGGCUUUUUAUUGAACGAAAAAAGAAAACAUCAUCUCAACUUGAUUUACUUGAAGUGAAAUUUUAUCUUUAUUGCGGAUCAUCAUCUGAUAUAACACAAAAUUCAUGUGAACCUCAAGCAAUAUUAGAAGAAUUAAUUAAUGAAUUUAAUCAAUUAUGUCGUACAAUUAAUCAAAAAUUAUUAUUAAGUAAUUUAGCAGGAACAUUAUUAUGUAAUCCAUUAUUAGUACCACCCAGUGAAAAUGAUGAUACAAGUCUUGAUGCUGAUGCACCAGUUUUAACAGCGAAUUUAAGUAUACCACCUGGCACAUUUGCUUGUGAUGAAUUAUGGAGACAUUCAUUUCCACUUCAUUUUCGUCUUCGUCCACAUCUUCAGGCAACAUCAAAUGUAAAACCAUCAUCUGGUUCACUUAUACGUGAAUUAACAACCCAUUUUGGUUCAUUAGCUAUACAUAAUAGAAAAAAUUUAUUUGUUUAUUGUGGUGAACGUAAUAAUUAUUAUAUGAGAUUUCGAGAAGAUACUCUUCCACCAACAACACCUAAUUAUGUUGAUGAUUCUUUAAUACUUAGUGAAAAUAAUAAUACAUUUUUUGCACCACCAUCACCACAAAUAACUAAUCAAAAUAAUCCAAAUUUCAAUAAUAUUAUAAAAAAUCGUCAACGACAUGGUUCAGGUACUUUUUGUAUUCAUGUAAUGCUCUAUGGAUUACAGUGUGCUACUACUGAUCCUAAAUUUGAAACUGUAAAAAGUAAUCUUGUUCAAUUGAUUGUUACUCGAUUAGAAGAUGAAGUUGUUAAAGAACUUGCCAAUGCUUUAUAUCGUUUUGCAAUGACACGUUUAAAUCCUGAUGAUGUUACUUUCAUUCGACCUAUUGAUAUUGAACCAAAACAUAUAUUUGAAUAUAAAAUUUCACCAUUAAUUAAUACAAAUGUAUUUUUAUAUUAUUUUCGACGUUAUGUUAAAACAAAUCAAUUUCAUCAGCCUCUUCUGUUACCUGUACUUGCCAAAGAUCUUAAAGAAAUAAUAAAGGAUUAUCGUGGACAAACAUUAAUUGUUUAUAAUCGUUCAUAUAAUAUUGGAAUUCCUCGACCAGGUCUUGCCUGGAUUGAAUUACAUAUAUUAAAUCCAAGUAAUCGUCCUAGUCCGUUAUCAACAGAAGAUUUAUCUGACGAAUUAACUGCUGCAUCACUUAUUGAUUUAAUUCAUAUUACCGAACGAAAACUUUCUUCUUCAAUAAGUCCAACAAGUGAAGAUAAUAUUUCCGAAAAUAUUCUUCGUUGUCAUGUUUGGGCACGUGGUAGUCAACCUGAAAUUGAUCCGACUUGUAUGUCAAAUACAUUAUUACAAGCAUUUACAUCUGCAUUAGAUGAUUAUCCGGCACGUAUUCCUGGUGAUAAACUUGAUCUUAUUGUAUUAUAUCAAAGUACUAAAAUGAUUAACGACGUAGUUAUUGAAAGUACUGAACCAUCACCUCAACAAGAAUCUGGUGAUUCAAUGGCAUUAGCAAAUAGUUCCGAUAUUCCGAAACAAAUAUUUCUAUGUAUUGUUGCAAAUGAUAAAAAGUUAACAAUGGUUUUAUACAAUGCACCGGAUGAAUUAUCUAAAUUAUUAACAAAUUAUUUUUCAAAUUUAAUUAAUUGGUCAAAUAAACGUUUAACUUUUUUAAAUUCAAUUGUAGCACAAAAAAUGGGUCUUUUUCGUUAUCGAUCAUAUAAUCAUGAUCAACCUUCUGAAUAUAAUCGUCAACAUGCACAACAUGGAAUAACAACUAAACAUUCUAUAAAAACUGAUCAUGGUGAUAUUGAACAAUUAAUUAAAGAAACUUUACCACCAAAAACAAAAAAUAUUUACACGCCAUGGAAUACUGAUUUACUUUAUUGUAAUUUAGUUGGUUCAUAUCCAUCAUUAUCAAAUGAUUUAAAUCAAGAUCUUGUUCAACGACAUGGAACACAAUUACUUCAACUUAGAGAAAAUAAAAAAAUUCAUAUGGAUCGAUGUAUUAAACUAGAAGAAAUUUGUUCGAAUUGGCUACUCCGACCAAAAUUACCGAUUGCAGAUGAUGUGUUAACUCAAAUGAAACAUCGUUCACGAUUAUUAAAUAUAGGUGUUGCAUCUAUACUUUUCUCCCGAAUUGCUCGACAAUUUUUUCAAAAUAAUUCAACAUUACGUACAAAUAAUACAAUUUGUUUGGAUGCUUCCACACCAGCAGCAGCAGCAAGAGUUGGAGUUUCACCGGCUAGUCGAAUGGCAAAUAAACGCAAAUCUGUUGCCAUUCCCGUCGAUUUUGCUUUACGCCGAUCUGGGCAAUCAGUUGAUGAGAGUGAUUAUCAAAUCUCUCAAAGUUCAUUAAUACGUUUUGAUUCAAAUCGUUUCAAUAAUAUUGAACAACAAUAUAGUCAAAUAACUACAUCAUUCAUUGAACAAUUUUCUACUUAUUUACAAACAAUGUAUAAAUUUCAUCCAAUAAAUACAAAAUUAAAUCCUCGAAAAAUUGCUCGUUCAUCAUAUGUUUCAUCACCCAAUGAAUAUAAUUUUCAUCGUUCUGAUCAUAAUCGACGUACAACUUUACUCGCUGAAUUAUCAUCAUUAAAUAAUGUUGAAAUUGUUCUACGUUUUCUUCAAUAUGAUAUUAUCAAAAUACCAAUAAAUAAUCAAUCAGUAGCAGCAACUCAUUUUCGACAAAUUUCAAAUGAUUCAUUGUGUGUUCUUGAACAAACAGAACUUGAUGCAUUUGUUUAUGAUUUUCAUCUUCAAACAAUAAUUCGUUAUCAAACAAAUUUAAAUGAUGCACAAAUGUUUUCAACAGAUUUUUCAUUAAUUACAUUUUUACAAGACUUUAUUGAAUUUUAUCCAACUCCACCGAUUGGAUCAAAAACAGCUUUAUUUAAAAAUGUUAUUCAUCAUCAAAUUGAUAUUGGUAAACGUUUAGCUGAUGCUUAUUUAUUCAAAUAUGUACUUGAACAUGCAGCUACAUAUAAUAUACAAAUUGCAAAACGAAAUUCUGAUGAAUAUCUCUUCGAUUGUGAUCACAAGGAUAUUUAUUGGAUGGCUGCUCGUACAACUCCAGCAUCAUCUUCUGAAUUAACAAUUGUUAUGUAUAUCAUUUAUACAAAUUUAACACCAAAACAACAAACUGCAUCAAAUAUGAAUGUACCAUCUUUAAAUAAAAUUCCUAUUCCUUCAAUAAGUAAUCAACGAAUAGUAAAUAGUUUAAAAAAUAAUACAAGUAAUAAUCAAAUGAGAGAACGUGCUUCAACUAUAUUAUUAUCAUCUACUAAAACUAAUCUUGUUGUACCAAUUCGAUCAAGUUCAUUUGGUUCCGAACAAAAUACUGGUAAUAAUAUUCCCAUUGAACGAAAUGUUGAAUUUUUUAAAUCAAAAUUAACAUCUAUAUUAAAUAAAGCAUCAUUAUCACAUCGUCGUGAAAGUUUAUGGGAAAAAUUAAUUGCUUCUCGAUCUGACAGUUCGACAGCUGGACGUCAAGAAGUAAUAUCAAUACAUAUAAAUGAAUUUCAAGCAUUAUUGGAUUCGUGUAUUGGUGAUGAAACAAUCGAAUUAAAAACUGUGACUUCAUUAUUACAACGAGUAUUUACUAAUAAAGAACAAGCCGAACGAUUGCAUCGAUUUUUACGCUCACGAUAUGGUUCACAAUUUCAUACGAUUAAUUCAUCAACAGUUCAUUAUCUAGUCAUCUUUCAAUGUAAAGGUCCACAUCAAUGCGAUGCAUUCCUUGUUCUUAUUUAUCGAUCGGAUCAAAAUCUUCUUAAAUCUUAUUUAGUCAAACAUCGAAAUGAUAUCGAUUCUACAACAUUUAUACAAACAUUUACACAAAGAAUUACUUAUUUUCUUUGGGAAUGUUUGAUUUAG